AUGGAAUCGUUUAUUAUUGACAACAUUUUAACGAAAAAAAAUUUCGAUAUAAUUGAUUGUAUUCAGAUACAAGAUGUCCAAAAUAAAGCUGUAUUUGAUGUUCUCUUUAAAGAAACUGUUGGCAAGCUUGCGUCUAUGAAGAAACAAGCUAGUAUCAUUGAAUGGGCCACCUCACAUAUUCUCAACCAUUUCGAAGUCUUAGAUAGAAUCUAUGUUUGGAAAUACUGGAUAGGGAUUGAAAUGAAACGUUUGAAUCAUAUGGUGGAGCAUCAAAUUCUAUUGAAAGCACAGAAAAGAGCAUUAGAGCAAUAA
Molecule: messenger RNA, 312 nt
Organism: Mucor mucedo
Lineage: Eukaryota; Fungi; Mucoromycota; Mucoromycetes; Mucorales; Mucoraceae
Exons: 2
Coding region: 1-312 (103 amino acids)
Source: RefSeq, a predicted model, not a curated record